Messenger RNA from Chinchilla lanigera (long-tailed chinchilla), 3692 nucleotides. RefSeq names its product phosphatase and actin regulator 2 (gene Phactr2). Gene Ontology annotation, biological process: actin cytoskeleton organization. Lineage: Eukaryota; Metazoa; Chordata; Mammalia; Rodentia; Chinchillidae. Gene Ontology annotation, molecular function: actin binding. The record is from RefSeq and is a predicted model, not a curated record.
UUGACGGACUGGACAGAGCUUCCAUAGCAAACUCAGAUGGCCCCCCGACAGGUUCCCAGACGCCGCCCUUCAAGAGAAAGGGCAAACUGUCCACUAUCGGUAAAAUCUUCAAGCCUUGGAAAUGGAGGAAAAAGAAGACCAGUGACAAAUUUAGAGAAACCUCAGCAGUGUUAGAGAGGAAGAUAUCCACCAGACAAAGUAGAGAGGAGCUGAUAAGAAGGGGCGUGAUUAAGGAAUUGCCUGAUCAAGAUGGAGAUGUAACAGUUAACUUUGAAAAUUCAAACGGGCACAUGAUACCCAUCGGAGAGGAAUCUACCCAAGAGGAGAAUGUAGGGAAGUCUGAAGAAGGUAAUGGCUCUGUAUCUGAGAAAACACCACCUCGGGAGGAAAAGGCAGAAGAUAAGAAAGAGAACACUGAAAACCACUCUGAAACACCGGCAGCUCCUGCUCUACUUUCUCCUGCUCCUCCUAAGCCUAAACCCAAACCUAAACCCAAAAAAUCACCCGUGACUCCCAAAGGGGCCGCUGCUGGGCCCAGCCACAAAGGUGACGAAGUGCCUCCCAUUAAAAAAAAUGCCAAGGCUCCCGGUAAGCAGGUCCCCGUCCCUCCGCCCAAGCCAACAAGCCGAAACACGACCCAAGAGGCUGCUGGUUCUUCUCAUUCCAAAAAACCAAUGGGCUCCAAAGCAUCAGCUUCACCGUCUACUUCAUCCACCUCUUCACGUCCCAAAGCUUCGAAAGAGACAGUUGCUAGCAAGACAGGGACAGUGGGGACCACAAAGGGCAAGAAGAAACCUGGCAAGCAACCAACAACGUCUCGCCUGUCCUCAGACACCGUGACCUCCAGGGCAUCUGAUCUCAAAGGAGAGCCUUCGGAGGCCGGAGUGGAGAGUCCUCAGCCUGAGCAGACUGUCCCCGGGACCGAGGAGCAGAGUGCAGGCAAAGCCAAAUCCACUGUCCCUCCACCUUCUGUGGCUGCACUACCUUCCCCCGCUGCCCCUCCUCUGCUCCUUGAGGAUCCGUGCAUUGUGGCUGUAGACACUCCCGUGGUCCUGGUCAGCAAUGGAGCUGACCUGCCCGUCUCUGCCUUAGACCCAGGUCAGCUCCUUUGGACUGAAGAGCCAACCAACAGGACCAACCUCCACUCAGGCACUGGCUUAAAUGUUAGCAGAGAACAAGCUAAAUGUUUUCCAACCAAAGAUGAGCUGGAGAAGGCCACCUCUCAGCUGCUGACCCCAGGGCUGAUGGGAGAAUCUUCGGAGUCCUUCAGUGCCCCGGAGGAUGAAGGCAGCAGGGAGUACCAGGCCAAUGACUCUGACUCAGAUGGGCCCAUCUUGUACACCGACGAUGACGAGGAAGAAGAUGACGAGGACGGCAGUGGAGAGAGUGCUUUGGCAAGUAAGAUACGACGAAGGGAUACUCUUGCUAUCAAACUCGGCAACAGACCAUCUAAGAAAGAGUUAGAGGACAAAAAUAUCUUGCAGCGAACAUCUGAAGAAGAGAGGCAGGAAAUCCGACAACAAAUUGGAACCAAGCUGGUCAGGAGACUCAGCCAAAGGCCCACAACUGAAGAAUUGGAGCAAAGAAAUAUCCUGAAACAAAAGAAUGAAGAAGAAGAACAAGAAGCAAAAAUGGAACUUAAGCGUAGACUCAGCCGGAAGCUCAGCCUGCGACCCACAGUAGCAGAGCUGCAAGCGCGAAGGAUCCUGCGAUUUAACGAGUACGUGGAAGUCACCGAUUCUCCUGACUAUGACCGCCGGGCAGACAAGCCUUGGGCCAGGUUGACGCCUGCAGACAAGGCAGCAAUAAGGAAAGAACUAAAUGAAUUUAAAAGCACAGAAAUGGAAGUUCAUGAAGAGAGUCGACAGUUUACAAGGUUUCAUCGUCCGUAAAGGAGCAUGGGGCUAUUUGCAAGCACAGAUGAUCAUCUUUAGGGGAACGAGCCCUGCUUCCCGAAAAGCUGAUAUUGCACUGAGACUUGAGUGUGUGUGACUCCGUUUAACUUGUGGUGAAGGAAGUGUGUGACUCGGCUUUGUUCGAAAGUACUCCUCACUUCUACAGUCCAGAGGGGGCCAACGAGUGAAGGGAAGGAUGCAGUAACCUUGUUGCCCAGGAUGUGGAUUGAUGGUAAGGGACACCGUGGUUACGUCAGCUAUUCUUCAUAAGGAGUUUAAUCAAAGAAGAUGAGCAGAAGACAAUCACCGGCUCCUUACUACCAGAAAGCCAAAAGAUUUAGUGCCUGUGGGUUAAAGAUAACUUGAUGGGUGCUGGAAAGGUGGGAGUUGAAAAUCAGAAAGAAAGAGAUAUAUUUCAUUAUGUUAAUGAAGAAGGGAGAAAAUUGAAACAUAAAUGUAUUUUUGAAGUAGGCAUUUGGUAGCUGAGAACUUAUUAAGGGGUUUGGGAAUCCUAAACACCCAGCAUGGAUUCCUUAAAGACUACGUUUUACACAAAUAUACUUGUUUUACCAUUACGUUGGUACAGUAAAGUACCAUUAUUUUAUGUUGUGCCAGUGAAUCCAGUUGCCAGAAACAAAUCUGAAUAUUUUCACGCGUCUUUUUCUUAAAUGCAAGAGACUUCUACUGACUCUUACCAAGCAUGCUUAUCCAAAUUUUGUUGUAUGCUUUUAAGUAGCACAGCUGUACACACUUGACAUUUUUUAUACCCCUUUCCUAAUGUGUCCAUUUUCCACAAAGAUAACAGGAUUAGGUGAAAAGACAGAUGCAGUGUGACCCUAUAAAACUGUCAUAAGCUUUAGAAACAAAUCUGUUUUUUCCUUUCCCUGUCUUGAUUAUCUCCAAAGUUAAGAAAUCAUACUUGAUCUAAAGAAGAUAAUAUCGACAAUCAUGACACCCUUUUAAGAAUGCAAAGUUAAAAUUUAAGUGAGGUACAGCAUGUGCUGCCUGCUGUUAGUUCUGAGGGGGAAUGCAAAGGACCAGUUAUUUUUCAGCACUGCAUUAAAAAAAAGUUGAAUUGCUGCUAUUAAAAUUAAGUGCAUGCAUCGGAAAAUAUACAUCCCAAGGCUUAAAAGAACAGAGAAAGUCUCUGCUAAGUUGUGUGUGGGAGAAAGCUCAUUUUUUUAUUUUAUAUUAAGAAUCUGCAGAUCACAUCCAUAAAUACAGUAUUUACUUUCAUUGCCAGAGAUCAGUGAGAUGAAAAUCACAGACAGUUUUCCUGCGAGCCUGUGAGCAGUAUUGUUUACAAUGAGAAACCUUCUAUUAUUGUAUUGCCCCUUCCCCUGGACUGAACCCCAAGCUCAGUUUGACACCUGCUCCCCAAUAUACCUGACGUGUGUGUAAAUACCACCUUGCAUUCAAUUGUUCUUCUCAGUCGUUUUUAUUAAAAAAUACAUAACAAAAAGGCAAGACCUAAAUAGAGUAUUUUAUUCUUAGAGCUCAGAGUAGAAUUUCCUGAAUUGCAUUUAGUUUGGAAUGUGGAAGAUUGUAAUUGUCAGUUUCAAUCCAAAACCAAGCAUUUCAUCUGUUGGUUAAAUUUAGAUCCCUCCACUCAUUGAUAGUUUUAUUUAAAAAAUCAUUUGAAAAAGAGUGAUUUUACUUAAAACUUUUGAAAACAAAUUUGCCCCUCUUGGCCUGUUAUAAAAAGCCAGAACCAUUUUAUAAGAGAAGUAACCAGCAUUAUUGUACCUCUUCCUGCAUUCAGCUAUGGGCAUUAAUAAAAUAAACUUGCUCUCUGUA